Messenger RNA from Drosophila ficusphila, 2312 nucleotides. RefSeq lists its product as uncharacterized. The transcript has 3 exons. The coding region runs from base 921 to 2198 and encodes 425 amino acids. Gene Ontology annotation, biological process: axon guidance. Lineage: Eukaryota; Metazoa; Arthropoda; Insecta; Diptera; Drosophilidae. The record is from RefSeq and is a predicted model, not a curated record.
ACGUCUUUAGAGAAGCGUUGUCGCGGUCGCAGUCGACGUCGCGCUGUCACCGCUGGCGGCAGUUAACUUCUCGCUGUUAACGUGGCUAUAAUUGCAAGACGCAAGAAAGCAGUUUUAAUCGUUGUAAACAAGCGCGCGAGUUCGGUUCAUUUGGCAAUACAAUAACAAACGGCCACAAGUACUCCGCGAGUUGUUUAAUCAUUUGUUAUUGUUGAUAGAGGUCGUGAAAACAAAACUAAAGAGCCUAAAUCGGCUGGCGCCAAAUAUUUGAAGUAAAAUAAUCAAAAAUAUAAACUAAGAAGUGAAAAAACAACUUGAAAAUUGAAACAUAUAAAACUUUAAAUAGAGGAUAUUAAGUGAAAAUGAUUUCUAAGUGCAGUCAAUGAAAAAUAGACAGCCGAAGGAGAUGAAGUAUGUGGCCACGUUUAUUGCUAAGAUAAAUUCCCCGGCAGCAAAACAGCAAACAGCGAACAGCAAAAAUAUCUAUAUGCAUGUAUGUACUAUGAAAAAAAAGGAGAGCUUUAAUGCCAACGAUCAAUAUUUGAACAACAAAUCAGCAAUGAGAGCGGCCAGUAUCUGCGAUAUAUUCAGCGACUAUUUUCAACAAAAACCGUACGAGAUGCGUGAGGCGAAUUAACACCGAUGCGUUAACACAAUUAGUUGAAAAGUGAAAAACGGCAUAAAGUAGAGGCUGGAGAUUAAAUAAAAUAAAAUCUAUAUGCCAUACGGGAGUGCCGACAAAAAGCGGGCCAUCAAAUUUGCAACUUUACACUCGACAGGCGUUUUUAGUCGCGCAAUGAAGCUCCAGCAUCGCGGCUGAGUUGUGAGAAAUAGAAACGCGUCUUAGAAACCAAAACCAAAACCCAAACCGAAGUGAAAUCAUCUAAAAAAAACACACGCAAAAUAUAAGAUUCUAAAUAAUGGCUGACUUAUUGAAAGCACUGAAUAUCACGGGCAAUUUGCUGGCAGGUCUCGAAGACACCAACAAUUUGACGCUUGCAACUGCAACUGCCACAUCGACCACAUUGGGUGAAGGUCUCAAUGGCACGGCAACGACCUUGGAUGCCACAUCGGCGAAUAGUGGCGAAAAACUCGAUCUUGGCGGCUUCGAUUUGCCGGGGAACUACUCCAUACUUAUUAACAAACUCGAGCAGCUGGCCUUGGGCUUGGAUUCGGCCCUGGGCAAUUUCACCAUCGAUCGCCAGGAGGUCGAGAUCAACUUGAGUGGCGCAGCCUCUGCGAACGAUGUGGCCGAUGUUGCCGACGAUCUGUUUGAUGUACUGCCAGCUGCCAGGGCUCCUCCGCCGCAUAUAGCUCACGGAUCGAGGAUAUAUACGGGCGAUGAUGGACAGGAUUUCGCCCACGUGGUCAGCGAUAUCUGGAUAGGAGUUAUCCUCACGCUGCUCAUCGUCUUUGUGAUAUUCUUCAUUUGCGCGUGCUUCGUGUACCACAAAUUCCAGCAGUGGAAGAAUUCAUACCGUGCCAAUCACAGUGAUCCCACGAUUGAGAUCUGUCGCCGCUGUCCGCCGGACUACGAGGCGGAGUCCCUGCCCUCGUACACGAUUGUCUCCGGGUUGCCCACCUACGACGAUGCCCUGGAGGAGUUCCGGAAGGCGGGCAUUAUCCUCACCCCGGCGGUGGUGCCCAUCAUUAAGAUAUUCGAGUGCAACGAGAGCAACGGCAAGGAGCAGGCGGUGGGCUACAGCCUGGUGGAGACGAACAUUGCGAGUGCGGAUGCUGGUGCGGAUAAUGUGUCCCUGGCCUCGACCACCUGCAAUUGUGGCAACGCAUCGCCCACUUCAUCGCUGCCGAGCUACAGUGCCGCCACAGCGGCUGCGAUGGCGGUGGCGGCGGCUGCUCCUCCCCAGGUGAUCGAGCUGUCCCCGGAGCACCUGGCUUCCCUCUCCCAGAAGCGCCUCUCCCUGCAGAUCUCAUUCAACAACUCGGUGCGUCGGCAAUCGCCGCUCAGAAACCAUCUGCUGCGAUCGCGAGCGGUGGGGAAUACCGCUGGAAUCGGUCCCUUGGACACGGCCAGUCCUGUCGUUCAGGUUUCCGGUGGCCAUGGAGGCCAUGGCGGUGGCGUGACCAUCCUGCCCGCUCCACUGCAUCGCUCCACAUCUACAAUUUCGCUGUCCAACGAACGCCAGUUGCUGGAUCAACGCCUCAGGCAUUUGCAUCAUCGCGGUUCCCUCUACUGAGAACCGGAAAGAGGCUUCUGCCCGAAUAUUUCCUUACUAAAACGUAUUCCUUAUGUAAUUCAAAUCCUGCGAGUUAUUAGCUUUAAGAUACAAACAAUAAACAUACUUAAUUUU